UUUAAAGUGUACUUAAGAGUCCCGCCUUCUCUGGGAGUUUCCAUCCUGCUCGACUCCAGGCUUUAUGUGCAGCACCUGUUCACUCGGCUUCUCUGCUCACUCUGACACACUCUCCACACACACCCACACACAGACACACACACACACUCAUACACACUGACACACACACAGUCUUUCCACACACUCUCACUGUAAACCUUGUAGAUCGCAGAGCAGAACUUCAAGCAGCAUUCCUCAAGGAAUUCUUCACGCUACGGAGAGUGUUUCUUGUCCAGCAUGCCUGACGUUCUCACGCUGCUCCUGGACUUCUGCAUGGACUGGGAGGAACUUCGGGGAACAGUUCCUGAUGCUUUUUUGCUAGAUCGUGGUAUGAGCUGUUGAUUCAUCCCGAUCGGCUCAAUUAGGUUCUGUCCUGGAUUUUGGAACACUUUUGGAGAGAACUUUGAGAAGGUUGAAUAAUUGGGAAGACUCUGGAUUGAGGAAUCUUCUUCAUCAGGACUAUGUGGUUUCGGCUUCUGCUCGUCUUGUGGGAAGUGUGUGUAAGGAACGUGUGCUCAUGCUGAACGGGACCACAGAGCGUAUCCAGAGCAUAAAGCUGAGCCAAAUGAUUCCUCUUCUUCUCCUCUCUCUUCUGUCGUCUCUUCUUCAUGGGUCGGAGGCGGAAUCUACGCUCCUCUCUAAGCUUCACCACUCCAAUGGAAAAGAGCACAAUGGAGUUCAGGAGUCUCAGCAUGAGAAGGUAGUGAUGGUGAGCGGGGACGGGGUCGUCCACAGUCCCGGGUUUCCACACACUUACCCACGCAGCACUGUGAUCGCGUGGAGGCUCGUGGCAGCCAAUGAGAAUGCCAGGAUUCAGCUGAUCUUUGACCCCCGCUUCGGCUUAGAGGAUCCGGAGGACGGCGUGUGCAAGUACGAUUAUGUGGAAGUGGAGGAACCCGAUGGUGGUAUGAUCCUGGGUCGUUGGUGUGGCUCUCACUCUGCUCCUGGUCCUCAGACGUCCAAAGGGAACCAGAUUCGCAUUCGCUUCCUUUCAGACGAAUACUUUCCCUCUGAGCCAGGUUUCAGCAUCCACUACUCCGUGUUGCAGCAGAAGUCGUCCGUACCUGCCGUCAUGCCCUCGGCUCUGCACAACGUGGAGGCUCUGAGUGAAGCCGUGUCUGAAUUCGGCACUGUGGAGGAAGUUCUGAAAUACCUGGAGCCGGAACGCUGGCAGCUCGACCUGGAUGAGCUUUACAAGCCCACAUGGCACGGCCUGGGCAAGUCCUUCUUCCACCAGAAAAAGAACAGAGGCGUGGUGGAUCUGAACCUGCUCCGGGAGGAGGUCCGGCUCUACAGCUGCACUCCUCGUAAUUAUUCAGUGUCUCUGCGUGAGGAGCUGAAGAGGACGGACGUGAUCUUCUGGCCCAGCUGCCUGCUGGUGAAGCGAUGUGGUGGAAACUGCGCCUGCUGCUCCAACAACUGCUACGAGUGUCAGUGCACUCCCACUAAAGUGACCAAAAAAUACCAUGAGGUCCUGAUGCUGAAGUUCAGACCAGGUCGUGGCUCUCAGAAGUCUCUCACGGACGUGGCCUUGGAGCAUCACGAGGAGUGCAACUGCGAGUGCAAGAACGACUGAACCGUGAACUUCAGCCAGUAUAUAUUUAUUCAACAGACUUUGUUCUUCAUUACGAUGUUCAAGCUGAUCAACUGGAGAGAUAAACGUGUUUCACGUGGACUCCAGGCUCCGGUUUUGGUCCUUCUCGCAGAUCUUUGGAACAAAAACUUUGAAUUGGUCCCGUUGAAAUAUGCGGCAGCAACAUUUUAGAAACAUGGACAAUUUUUUGUUUGUUUGUUUGUUAUUUUUCUUUAAUAAAAAUAGUUUUGCUUCUAAUAACGCUCCUGAGAAGAACAUGAACAUUGUAUGAUUUCUAUCUUCUGAUGUUCUUCCCCAAACCUCACUGUCUUAUUAGAUUUCUUUCUACUCUGAUGAAUUACAGUGAGCCUCUGCCCUGGAGGUGUCUGUGGACCAGAGAAGAACCUCUUGAAGAACUUUUACUGAACUUAGUGGUUAAACUCAAGAUAAGGAGGACAUUCCUUCUGUUCAUCUCUUGGCUUUCUUCUGAAAUGGAGGUUAGAAGAACGUUGUAAGAAAAAGAGGGAUUUCUUUCUUUCUCAUUGUCCUUUCUGCAGCUCAUUCAUCACCCGCUGGGAUUGGAGAUGAGCGAGGAGCCCGAGCGAGGUUUUUUUCUUGCAGAAUUUGGUGCGUUUUUUUUUUUUUUUUUUUUUUGUGAUGUAAAUAGCUUCCUGCUCUGGUUUUGUAUUUUAGUUUUUUUCAAUUACUCAUGUUCCUUUUUUUUAUGCUUCUCACACCUUCACACCUCUUUUCCCUCAUCCGCCGCUGUUUCAGGGUUCGUCAGGUACAAGAUCGUCAAGAGAAACAUCCAGAGUGUUGAAGAAGCUCUGAUAUUCGAGCUGUACAUCAAAGAGAGACACAGAGAACACAUCAUGGUUCAUAAAUAAACUGAUUUCUACUGAUAUUCAAAAAUA
Messenger RNA from Silurus meridionalis, 2526 nucleotides. RefSeq names its product platelet derived growth factor c (gene pdgfc). Gene Ontology annotation, biological process: positive regulation of ERK1 and ERK2 cascade; positive regulation of cell migration; positive regulation of phosphatidylinositol 3-kinase/protein kinase B signal transduction. The transcript is spliced from 6 exons. Gene Ontology annotation, molecular function: platelet-derived growth factor receptor binding; growth factor activity. Gene Ontology annotation, cellular component: membrane. NCBI's taxonomy places the organism in Eukaryota, Metazoa, Chordata, Actinopteri, Siluriformes, Siluridae. The record is from RefSeq and is a predicted model, not a curated record. Bases 557 to 1615 code for a protein of 352 amino acids.